This is a messenger RNA of Hipposideros armiger (great roundleaf bat), 1449 nucleotides long. It is a transcript of the gene DMAC1, whose product is annotated as distal membrane arm assembly component 1. Bases 70 to 408 code for a protein of 112 amino acids. The transcript has 2 exons. Lineage: Eukaryota; Metazoa; Chordata; Mammalia; Chiroptera; Hipposideridae. The record is from RefSeq and is a predicted model, not a curated record.
GGCCGCGUCUUUUACGUUAGUUCGAUCCCGAAGGCUCGCUCCUACAGGGCUGUGGCGGAGCCCCUGAAUAUGGGUUCUUUCCUGACCCAGCCUCUUGAUCCAGUCAAGGUCGCCGCGCCUCCUGAAGCCGCUUCUUCCGCCAACCCCGCACCCCUCGCUACACCCGGAACGCCGACCUCUCCAGAGCAAACCCCCGUACUUAAUAACUGCUGGAGCUGUCGCGUGCUUUCCGGGUCGGGGCUGAUAGGGGCGGGCGGAUACGUGUACUGGGUAGCACGGAAGCCCCUGAAGCUGGGAUACCCGCCGGGGCCAGGGACCAUUAUGCAGAUGGUCAUCGGCAUCAGCAUUGCUUGUUGGGGUAUAGUCAUCCUGUCAGACCCCAGAGGGAAGGCUGUCCGCGUUGGUUGAAAGUGCUGCCAGUGAAUUUGUCAUCUAUCCUGUCACCAUGACACACAGCGCCAGCAUGAGGCUUAUGGAUGUUCUGGACAGACACAUGGACAUUGAUAUACUUUUUCUGUGAAUACUGCAAGACUGAAAAGACAAACAUUGGUUGUCAUUAUUUGAACAUGAGUGUUUGUGGCCUUGUAGGGCUCCACAGAGACCAAUAAAUCCCUCAGAGAAGAGAAGUUCUUUGUCUUAUCUGGGGAAAGAGGAUAUAAUUUAAAAAAAAACAAAAAGAAAGAGGAAAUGAUAAACCAAAUGGGAAAAUGAACUAAGUUGUUAUUUAAAAUAAUUCUUUUUACUUCUUCCAUAUUUGGGUCAAUACUUAUUUAUCGAUCUAACCCUGGAUGGGCAUCAUGCAAUAUGCAAAAUUAUGUAAAACUUUAUCUAUACUGCUCACACUUCCCAAGGCACUAUCAAAUCCGUCACCGUAUGAGAGUUUCACAGCUACUCGCAGGUGGUUAUUUCACUUCUGGCAAGUGAACCUUUAAAAACAGUCCUAGUGAUUUGCCCAAGGUCAUUUAGCAAGUCAGUGAUGGAGCAAGGACUUUUUUAGUUGUUCUUGUUAUAGUCUUUCAGACUUAGGAUGGUUCCAAAGAGGCAAGAAUUACGUUUAUUAAACAAUUAGAUAAUCAUAAAAAUAAUAAAAGACAAGUGCCAAAAUAUUUGAGAGAAAUUCAAUACCUUUUGUAAUAAUAUACAUUUUUUUUAAAUGUUCUUUUUCCGCAAGCACUGGAAAUGUUUGUGAUGCAAUUGAGAUGCUUUUGAUAUAAGGGAUUUAAAACUAGGCAGUUCAUGUCUAAGAGAAGUCUGUGCUUCCUACAAGUUCUUUUUGUCUGCUAUACCAUGACUUUUCUAUAAACUUACAUGUAGCUGUUUUCUAGAAAAAAAAGAUCCUCUUAAAUUCAGCUACCAAUGACAAUGUAAGUUGAAUGAUCCAUUGAGUAAGUACUUUAGGGCUGCUACCUUUUCUAGUGUUAUUAGAAGUGCCUAAGUCUGGUAAGCCCC